AUGUGGAGGGCAGUGAAGUUUGAGAACUUCAUUUUCAGCUUCCAAAACACCCUGGUUGCCCAUGCCUAUGACAGCCUUUGCAAAGAAUUUUCAGACUGGGAGUGGUCUUUCAAACGGCACAUCUACUCCUGGCUUGAAAGUGCAACAAUACAAAUAUCAAAUGCAGAAACCAGCAGCCUGCAGGAAGUGGAAGAGAUUGUUGAAGCACUUAAUGGAGAUGCACAGAAGGAGAUUGCCUCCCAGAAAAGAGAGAUGGAUGAAAAAUUGAAAACAUACUACAAAAGGAAAGAUCGGCAUCACCACAGUACUGAUUCAGAAUCUUUGCAAAGCUCUCAGCAAAGUCAUCUCCAUCCCAAGGACACAGUGGAUAGGGUCCUCUUUCAAAACACAGGUCUGUGUACUCCAUUCACCAAAAAUCUCCUAGAGUAUCUGAAAGAUUUAAAGAAGCAACUAGAAGAGGAGAUAAAGUCAUCUGAUAUCACUGAAACGCUGAACAGUGUGUCUGUCAAACCCCAAAAUGAGCUCUUCAAGAGGAUCUUUGGUUGUGGAAAGCAGUGUCCCUUCUGCAAAGCACCAUGUGAGGCAGGAGGAAAAGACCAUCGGCAGCACCAUGCAGCUGUGCAUCGGCCAAAGGGACUGGGUCGCUACAGAUAUGUCAGCACUAAUAUCCUAUGUGAGGAGAUUUGUACAUCUAGUGUACAUGGCAAUGGGUCUUUUAAAAAUCAUGAAACAGAUUUCCAACCUCAUCCUUAUAAAGACUAUCACACCUACUACCCAAACUGGCUCAUUCCACCAGACAGAACUAUAGAGGCCUCAGAUUACUGGAAGUAUGUGCUUGUGAAAUACAAUGACAAGUUUGCGGAAGAGUAUAUAGCAAAGCCUGCUGUGUAUCCAAGUGUAUGGAACAAUAUUGAUAAAGUCCAGGCUCUUGAAGGUCUGAAAUCAGCGUUUUGCAUUAAAUGAUAUGAAGCUUCUCGCAGAGCGAUUUCUUUUAUCAGCAUAUAAUGUUGUUUUGGUUUAGGCAAGCUGGCAUAAUCCAUUUUAAAGUGCCAGAGUUAUUGUUCAGUUCCAUCAUAUUAGUAAAAAAUAGGUAAUGACAGAUCAAUACUUCACCCAGCUGUGGCUGAGUAUAUCAAUCAGUCCACCACAACUGAUUUAUUGCACACAAUUAUGAAUAUCAAAUUCAUGAGACUAUGACAGGGAAAUGAUUGAUU
Molecule: messenger RNA, 1214 nt
Organism: Pygocentrus nattereri (red-bellied piranha)
Lineage: Eukaryota; Metazoa; Chordata; Actinopteri; Characiformes; Serrasalmidae
Product: interferon-induced very large GTPase 1-like
Exons: 2
Coding region: 1-963 (320 amino acids)
Source: RefSeq, a predicted model, not a curated record